Molecule: messenger RNA, 1158 nt
Organism: Postia placenta MAD-698-R-SB12
Lineage: Eukaryota; Fungi; Basidiomycota; Agaricomycetes; Polyporales; Adustoporiaceae
Exons: 1
Coding region: 1-1158 (385 amino acids)
Source: RefSeq, a predicted model, not a curated record
AUGGCAUCCACUACGUCUGCGUCGACUCCGCGUUCCACUCCGCCCUCGAUGCCCUCACCCUGCAGGUCUCCCGUCGUCGGUCCCAGGCCGUCGCGCCGCGUUCCACGCCUCAGCCUUGUCCCUACCAGUUUGAGCUUCACGGAGGACGUGGAGAAUGAGCUCGGCAAGCUCAUGACUAGUGGCUCGCCGCGCUCCGCCACCCGCUUCCGCGUCACGACCGAUAACCACCCGGACUCGCUGCCGCCAAGCCCACGCCGGCCUGCGCGCGCUUUGCAGGAGUCGGGCAACACGAUGAUGGCUCCUGUAUGGGAGGAGCUGGACGAAGGCAGCGAGGACGAGGGUGUUCAGCACGGCACGACGGUCAAGGAGCAGGAAAGGAGGCACGAGGCAGGUGAGGAGCUUGUUUCGCCACGCGUCUUCAAUUCUAGCAGCCAGACGAUUGGGUACACGCCCGGGAGCCCCCUGCGCCCCGCGCACUCGCUGAAGGAAAUGGGAGGCCUUUUGGACGAGUCGAUCACAGAAGAGGACGAGGAGGACAUCGCGGACGACGCAGAGUUCCAUCUGGACUACUCCGAGAUCGCACGGGAGAAAAGGCCCGGACUCGUUCAGGAGCGUGGCCGCCAUAUUUGUUCACAGAAGGGCCACUUUGCAGGCCGCCCCGUGGUCGAGCAGGAUGGCAGUCAUAACAUCGUGCAAGAGGGGACCUUCGGCAUUGGUCAAGAGGACUGCAAGGUCGGCGCGGGACAUCAAAACAAGGAGAAGAGGCCUGAUCCUCCGCGGCUACCAAUGGGAAUGCGCUGGCUGGAGACCAGGUAUGCGGACCGGCGCGGAUCCUCAAUCUUGCCUGUAGACAAUGACGGCGAGUCGUCGCCGACGCACAAGCUGAGGAUGCGAGGAAUGCUAUUGCGUAUGAGGGAUGACAUACCUGCGGCCAGCGGCGGGCCGCCAGCGCUCAAUCACGCUUUUACAGUGUCCAAGGAGCAAGGGUCCUCUGCGAAGGCGAAGGCGGUGCGAGGUGGACCCACUCUCGAACAUCCCAUAGUGAAAGCUGCGACGGAGCUUACCAAGGCGGUACCGCGCGCAGACGCGCCCACAGCGCUCGAGCCGUUGCGCUCUGCCAGCUGGAGACAACUUCAUUCUGCAGAGACAGACUCUUAA